Molecule: messenger RNA, 7740 nt
Organism: Umbelopsis ramanniana AG
Lineage: Eukaryota; Fungi; Mucoromycota; Umbelopsidomycetes; Umbelopsidales; Umbelopsidaceae
Exons: 7
Coding region: 35-7606 (2523 amino acids)
Biological process (GO): monoatomic cation homeostasis
Cellular component (GO): axon; cation channel complex
Molecular function (GO): monoatomic cation channel activity
Source: RefSeq, a predicted model, not a curated record
CCGAAGUCUUGUUCUGAGCUGAUCUUCGUUGCUAAUGGAUGGAAGUAUAGGGACCCCAGGAGGGCAAAAUGCUUCUCAAGCAUCGUUCACACCGGCAAUCCAAAGAAGUGAUACAGCUGGAAUAUCGAUGGCAAGUAGCCACAGCUCUCGCCUCGAGAUUCAUGACCACACGCCUGCAGAUCGGCAUCGUCCACCACCUAGCGUUAUAUCACCAUUGAGAACUCGUACUCCCAAAAUGAAUAAUCUCAACUUCCCUGGUCCAGGCACUCGCAUCCAUGCAACAACUACAGCUGCUCAGAAUGAGAUUUAUAAACUGGAACGACAGUUAGAGAAGGUGUUCCAAAACUACACCAGCAGCCAUGGGGCUUUUGCUUCGUUUAUAUCUCAAGAAAAUAUGUUACUAGAAAAGAGCCAAACUGCCACCGCCCCAUUGACAAACAGAUUGCUUCAUCCACGAAGGCAAGGAACCGCUAACUUACAUACCGCCGGACCAAACAAUAUACCCGCCCAACCUUUAGCUAUGAACUCUAAGCAAGCAAGCGCCUUCCUCCUGAAUAACAUAGCGGAAAUUAUCAAGAAACACCCAGGAGCCACAAGGCUUCCUAUGAUGCAUGAUGUACUGGGUGCUCUAGAAGCUCCAUUCUUGGUAUGGCCCGUAGAAGUGGAUCAAUGUAAUAAAGCAUUGGAAAUCUUUGAGUACAUAAACUCAUCAUUUAAGGAAAGAGAUCAGUUGGAAAACUUUCAACUACUGCUUUGGUGCUGUCGGCAACUGAGUGUUCCUGAUUUCCAGUUGAAGAUGCGAGUUAUCUCCAUGGUCAAAUUUUCUUUAGCGCCGACCACUGAGAACUCGAAAGCGCUUCCAUCCACGCCAAGCGCCAUUUAUAGCCUGGUGAAUAUCUUGAUGACUGCACUCUUUCACUUACAUGACGAAAAUGGAAAGGAAAAGAAGUUGGGAUACAAUACAGACGACAAUCGUCAAUCGUUCCAAAAUGAAUACAAUCAUGUUCGUGAUAGUAUCCUAGACCUUUUGGAUCAGCUGGCUAAUGCAGGGCUCAUCACGCUAAACAAGGAAUGCUGCGAACAUUAUCUGGGUGCUGAGGCAGGACCUGAUUUCACACCCCAGGAUGUCAAAAAAGUAGUCAAAUACUGUAUUAUGGAAGGAAUCUGCAAGUGUUUUCUCAACAGGCGUGUGCUUCAAGAAAACAAAGUGGUCUAUAGCCCUCCUUCUAAAAUAGCAGAAUCCGUGGAUCGAAAUACCAGGAUGCAUGAGCGAAAGUGUGAAGUGCUGUUUGAUUUGCUUGAGAGAUAUUGGAUUCCCCAAGGUGAACAGUGUGACCCUGGCUUCAAGUCACUCGCCCAUCUCUUUUGUUCAAUUUUGUCCGAGUCCGUUUCGAUGACCACCGACAACAGCAAGUCUUCGUUGGGAUGGUUGGAUCUAGUUUCAUUUUUCCAGAAGCACCUCUCAUUCACGACAUUACAUACCUGUUUUCAAUCAAACGCGGCGGAGCGAGACAAGAUUAUAAAUGACGUUAUAAACGCUUUACUGCGCAUAUUAUGUGUGAAGUCAGCCAAGGAUUCUGGAGCCAGCCCAAGACUUGAUGCACGCACUUACAGUGAUGAUAUUGAGGAAUGGAAUUCACAAGACUUUAGUGUUCGAAAAGUCAAGCAACCAAUAUUAGAUAAUGUUACCAACGAAGUGUUCACAUCCACAGUACAGAGCGUCAACUCCUAUCUCGAUGAUAUCUGGAAUGAUGGAUUCAACGUCGCAAUUACAUCGCUAGUCAAAGAGAAAUUGCAGCAGACAGAAUGGUCAUACGUCGUACCCUUAUACUCCAACCUUACAGUUAAUCGAAACAUCAACGAUAAGGUUGGCUCAGCCAUUGUAAAAGAGACACUUCCUACGCUUUUCCAAAGACUGGUUAGCGACCUGCCCCAAGCAACGCCAGACCUCUGCCAUCUCCUUUCAAAUCUCGCAAAGCAACACAAGAUACAAUUUUACAAGCCAAUAAUCACCUGCAUCGCUUCAAAUUCUGAAAACAAAAUUGUGAAGUCUCUCGUUCUGAUUAUCAGCCUUCGUCAAUAUCUUUCUGGUGUCCAAAUGUGGAUGCGAGAUGCUGAGAUGAUGAGCGUCAUCAUCCUUGGAGAUGUAGGUAAACCUAAAACCGAUAUUCAGCCAAGUCUUUCAUCCACAAUACGCCUUGGCGAUUCAUCGGGCUUGACAUCAAGAGUUGAAGAAGUGUCGGACGCAUCUUCAUGUGUAAGCGACACUGACUCAAAGAUAGAAAGCUGGCGAACUACUACUCUUGGGCAGUGUGCUGUCGUAGCAGAAUUCAUCUGGGCCAUAAAAGAGCUUCGGGACCGACAAAAAGACCGCAAGCGCGAUAUGGAAGACGAUGAGAUUGCCAAAAAGUUCUUGAUCGACUUGGAGCGACAAUUGUCAAUCAUUUUAGUGGCCAAAGAGAAAACCAAGCUGAUCCCAUUACCACUUAGGGUAUUGGUUGCCAACAUGUUUCUGGAGAUUAGAUUCUUCUGCAACACUACACACCGGCCGGGCUGGCUGAGUCGUUCCAUCGAAUGGUGUACUCAUAUUCUGCCUGCUUCAGAUUUAUACCGUUUUGCAUCUAUGGAUGGUCAAGAUACGACUGGAGAUUUUGCAUAUAACUUUUCAGCAGAAGAUCAUCACAACAAUGGUCAGCAAAACAUACUUUUGGACGAUGUUUCUAUGAUGUUUCAGAGACUGAGGAUACUGUAUGCGAACGUGAGCUCUCAAGUUGAAGGAGACUUCGAUGUAUUCGAUUUUGAUCGACCGGUUUCUGCCUUACCUCGACGACCAACGAAUGAACAGCAAUUAGAUGGUAGUGCGCCAGCCUCGUCGUCCCAGUCUUCAACAGCAUUGGAUAUAGAGUCCAUAACAACUGCUCCAACGCCCGUACAAAUCCAACGAAUCAAGUUUCAACCAACCUCAGCUGCUGGCCAAGCGGCAUUGGAUAUCAGCCCUCCUCCAUUGAAAAAAGGAGAACAAGGGGAUCCCAUGCCGAUGGCACAACCAGGAAAAUCUCUCAUUCUAUUGACGAGCCAGGUAGCAAAAAAUAGGCUCAAUCAAAUUGCAGAUCUUAAUCAAGAUCCUUUUGGUUCCGUGCUGUCUUUGCUUGUUGCUGUCUUCGCGACGAUAAACGAACAAGAACUUACUGCUUUGGCAGCACCUUUGUGGAACCGAUAUAUGGAUGAUAGAAAGCACCAGGCAUUUCCAGCUGCUGCCUUUCUGUUGAUGCAGUGUGGAGAAAAAGUACCAGAAGUGAUUGUCAACUUGACGUCCAAGGAUUUGUAUAGUGAGAAUCCAAUGAGGAGGCUUUCUGGGUUAAGAAUUCUAUCUUCAUUGUUUGGCUAUCGAUUCAAUAUUCUCACUCAAGAUUACAUACCGGUCACCUCUCGGCGUUUACCCUUCCGCAGUGGAGCUGGUGCAAUUUCGACUCCUUUCGUUUUGACUGAUCUGGGAAAUAACAAAUUUACCCUCGACGAACCUAGAUGGAUGUCUAAACUCAAGCAUUCAGGCAACUUCCCCGUAGAAAUCAAGCGUCAGAUUCAGGAGUUAGGAUGGGACGAAAAUGAACAGACAGAAGAACAUGAAGCGUUCCUUAGAGAAUUGACCCCUCUUACGAUAUUACCUUUGUUCUAUUUGGAUGAAGAGGACGGAGCUGCCAAUGAGGCUGCUGAAAACAAAGCUGCUACAAAUCAACAGCUCAUGGGAAACUCUCGAACUUUACAAAAGACCAUCAAAUCUGCUGCAAAGAACCCAUUGUCGAAGCGCAGAGCAGCCACUGUACCAGCUCUCAGCGUUGCCUCCUUGAGCAUGGUUGAUCUUUUGGACGAUGUCAAUGGCGGAAUCUUCAAUGGUACUCGUGAACUCAUUGACUACUUUCUGCGGGAAGAUCCAUCAGUAUUCUUACGUGUGUUCUUGGGAGAUCUCAGCAAAGCAACGUUUUCCCGCCAAAAAGAGAUCUUGACACGUUUGCGUAUGCUGGUCAAUAUGCAAGCCAAACUGCCACCAGCAUUUGCUCACUCGUUGUUUAAUUUUCUGGCGGGUAUGCUCAAGUGGUAUGCUAAAGAAGGCAAAGAUCAAAGUCUUGGUCUUAUGAACUUGGUCCAUCCUGUACUGGCAGAGUUAGUCUUCUCGAUAAACGAUUUGGCUACACGAGAUCUUCGUAAGAACAAGAUAGAGUAUUUGCUGGCGAGCACAGGACAUUUCUGGUUCAAAACAGAACAGCCGGCUUCCAUGUUUCCCCGUUCAUUUGGUUCAGCUAAUACCAUAUUGAGACUUCUUGAAGUUCCUGUGGAUGUUUUCCGGAUCACCCUCUUGCGCAUCAGUCACUACCAAUUUCUGACGAAUUUCCUCCAACGGUUCCCACGAGAGGUGUAUGCGAUCAAGAAAACGAUGACCCAGUACGAACCUUUGCCAACUUUGGAUGAAAUUGACGGCAUUCACUCUGCCAUACUUGACGACGAAGAUUACUAUAUCCCGAAAUUAACUAAGCGUCGUCUUAUAGCGAACAUGGAUGCCACUUCAGAGGCUAUAGCGAAAACGCAUACCAAUGGCUGUGAUGAAUCACCAUUGCAAAGAAGACGUAUGACUAGCAAACGAGCGGAAAAUCUUUUAAUGCUGUCAGCUCUUCGUGCACGCUGUUGGAUCAAAUUUGUGGACAGCCUACUGAUUGGUUUGAACAAAAACUUUAAUGACCGUGAUGAUUUGGAGAAAAUACUCACUGGUGUUAAUAGCAUCAUCAUUACGCACCAAAAGGACUUUGAACUGCUUGGACAGGCUUUGACCCUUUACACCAGAGUAGCAUCAAAAUUCAAACGCUUGUUCAGCUCCAACCGUGGAUACUAUAUUUUCUUACCAGCAUUAUUCAAAGUUUAUUGCGAGUGUGAAGAUUACGUCCCCGUCAGAUCAGCCAUUGUUUUUGCCUGGUGCCGAUUCUUAGCUAUUCAUGAAGAAGCAUUUAUUUUCCAAAUGCUCGGAUGUCUCGUGCCAAUGAUACUAUCUGCUAGUCAGAAAUCGUCGGUCGUCGGACAAUGUAUGGUGGACAAUCUUUUUGAACUCUUAAAGUGUAUGAGCUCACCACCAAGACUUGGAGCUACAUCUGACGUUCUCGGCGUACAGCUUCAAUUUGAACUUGAUGAACAUGGUCGCCUUGUUCAGCAACAGCUGGAUAAUAUAAGCAAUCCGAUCGCUGUACCAUUAUCCAAAUCCAUCUUGAAGCCACUAGCACGAUCCAUGACAGCUCCUAUGAUAGCAAUCGGAGCAUCUAAUAUCACGGAUAAAUCGUUCCCACUGGAAGAUUCGGUCAAGCUAUUCCUCACUAUCAUUGCUUAUGAUUCUGGUGCACUUAGAGCGGAGCAGUUUGUUAUCAUGUUCAGAAACUUGCUGGUCCAUUUCAUGAAGGUGCCAAGGCUGUCGGAGUUGAUUGAUGAAGGCAUUGCCGCCUUGAUCAAUGUGUUUUUCAAGUUUGCUAAAACUGCUAGACCAUCAAACUCUGUAAGCUCAGCAUUUUUCUCGGGAGGCGCUAGUGCUCCGCUUCUGGACUCUUUCGGCAAUCCGAUAACAAGGAAUGAUCUAAACGAACGAUUGUUUUCAUCCAGAAUUCCACUCGAUAAUACCACUAGGGGACCUGGCAAAAACUGGCUGCAAAAUGAUCGGCUCACGGUCAAAAAGGAAUUUGUUCGUCUCGUUCAAGAAUAUUUUCACCAAGGCGGCAAACUUACUUGGUACGGUCAUGACAAGAUGGGACAAAUCAUCAAGCUCAUCAUCAAGGACAGUGGGACCAUACGUGGCUUGAUAUGUCCUACUGACUGGAUCAGAGACUAUAUUGUCGAUACCGUUACGUCCAUUGGGGCUGAUCCUGAAGGAACAAAGUCAAUUCAGGAGCUGUUGCAACACAUUUAUACACAGUUUCGACCACAGUGGCGGUUCAUAGAUGCCGCAGAUAUGUAUGACGGUCUGGCUACGGUCCUAGAAAAAAGCUCUGCCAAUGCUGUCAUCGUUUCUGGCGUUGGACCCAUUGCCAUCGAAAAGUUUGUGUGCUUCGGGCUGUCCAUUGCAACUAGGCACGAUUGGGACCCUGAACACCAAUCCAUGCAAAAGAGAUUCCAGCAAAGUUUAGUGCGGUUAAUCCUAGCUAUAUUGGAGAAUACGCCGUAUGAUGUUAUGCAUGAGAUUGAGGCACAAGUUCCUUCAGCAACACUAAUUGGUAUCAUUAUCAUACCUAUAUGUCUUCAGUACAAUCUCAAAGAUGACUACAACCCUUUGGUUGUAAACUCGAGACGUAAAAGCCCCACUGAUAUUACCAACAUCUGGGCUCGACUGCUGGGAAUUGUUAUGCGCGCCUGUAACAAAGCAAGCAUGGGCAAAGCAAAAAGUGGGGGAUUUUCAUUGUCUGCUUUGACCAACAGUAAUGGACAAAACGAUAAUCUGGCCAACGACGAAACUUUACCUGAGGAAGAGCAGACCAUGAGCUCUUCAUCGUCAUUCAAAAUGACGUUUGUUAUCGGCUUUACGGCACUGAAAAUCAUUAUGUUGAGAGGCCAAACCGCCUUUAAUACCAGCAAAAAACUUUGGCUUCGAACUGCACUAUUUGCUCAACAAUCUCUAAAAUUCGGUGAAACACUUGCCAGAUCAAGAACUAGAAGAGGAGGAAAUGGAAUGCCUGCAUCCCCCAACUUCCCCGUGUCACCAGAUACUAUUUCUCCCGAAGCCGUUACCUCCAACUUCACAGCAUCCUUUGAACUCUCUGUAGAUCAUCAAAGUUCAUUUUCUGGAAAUGUCAUGGCCAACGAUCAAAUGACAUCCUUUGAAUAUACCCUUUGGACGUUUUUGGAAUUCGUCGUUUCCUACAAACAACCUUUGAUCAUUUAUAUGAGGACCUUUAUUCACCAAAAAAUCUAUGAAGAGGGAAAUAUGCAUUUACGUCUAUCUUCCUCACCAAGAAGAGGUGAAUUUUCCCGUCAGUCAAGGGGUUCAGUAGGAAGUCCCAUUAGCAGCGACCACCAUACCCCAAACCCGUUGCACCGUUGGAGGAGCUGGGGUGGACAAGCACCUCCCUCUGUAACCAUACAGAAAUCACCAUCCCUACUAAGCGCAUCUGGAAGUGACCCAGAACAAAUCCAUCAUUUAUCUUUAAACUCACCUGUCAGUCCCAGAUCCCCCGUAGUUGCUACUUCCAACGCUAGCUUGUCACCAGGACUGCCCGCACACACCCUUUCUCCCGUUCCAUCCAUUCCAUCAGAUAUACCUGAUCAUCGUAGUGCUGACUAUAGACGACCAUCUCACGUAUCAAUGGCGAAUUCAUCAAACCAAAGCUACAUAUUACCAGGCAAUGCUGAUCAGAACAGUAAAUAUGCUGCCAUGCAAUCGCAGGCAGUGUCCUCAUUUACUAAUGUUCAGCGAUCCAUGGGAUACCAAGUGACCAAUACCAACGAAUCUCAUCCUCCAUUACUUGUCUGGAGUAAAGCUUUUGCUCUUGAAAAGCUCACGAGUGAAUGGAAGUUCGUCACUCAGACAUACCCAUAUGUUUUCUAUUUGAACGAAACCAGACGAGAUGUAGACAUGUAAUUCAUUUUUUGUACAGCUUCAUGCGCCGUCAUUGUAUUAUUUUGUUAUUAAAAAAGGACAGCCAUUAUUCCAAGACCCAAUGCGUAAACGUUUAGUAAUGCUUUUGGGCGAUUUUUAUUCAUUCAUCAUAUUUG